This is a messenger RNA of Manihot esculenta (cassava), 1643 nucleotides long. Its product is annotated as alpha-1,6-mannosyl-glycoprotein 2-beta-N-acetylglucosaminyltransferase. The transcript is spliced from 2 exons. Gene Ontology annotation, molecular function: alpha-1,6-mannosylglycoprotein 2-beta-N-acetylglucosaminyltransferase activity. Bases 149 to 1453 code for a protein of 434 amino acids. Gene Ontology annotation, cellular component: Golgi membrane; Golgi stack. The record is from RefSeq and is a predicted model, not a curated record. Gene Ontology annotation, biological process: protein N-linked glycosylation; oligosaccharide biosynthetic process. Lineage: Eukaryota; Viridiplantae; Streptophyta; Magnoliopsida; Malpighiales; Euphorbiaceae.
GGUGCUAGACUGGUUAGACCUCUUUUCUGGCUUUGAAAACAAUAGUAAAAUCUUAUUCUUCGGGGAGAUUAUGUCAUCAGCAGGAGAGAUUGGAUUCCACUUCUUUGGUUUGGUGAAUAAAGAGUUGUAGAUGCUUGUUUAAGUAGUUAUGGCUACUAAUGGUAAGAGAAACCGCUUUAAAGAUGGGGCUUUUCGCCGAUUUGUAUCUCUAGCUUUAGUUACAGUACUGGGGGUUUUACUGCUGACCAUUCUACUCCGAACAAAUUCAGUUUCUGAAUAUGUGUCGAUAAAUUUUACUGACCAUCAUGAAGACUUGAUACCAAGUUACAAUUAUUCAGAUUAUGGAGCAGUGCUCAAUCUCCCAAAACGGACUGAAUUGUCGAUUCGACUGGAGAAGCUUAACCAGUUGCCUCCAAGGAAUACAGAUCUUUAUCCACGUUUAGCUAAGGAUCAUAUAACCAUAGUUCUAUAUGUUCAUAAUAGGCCCAAAUAUCUUCAAGCAGUUGUAGAAAGCUUGUCAAAGGUUGAGGGGAUAAGUGAGACAUUACUUAUUGUUAGUCAUGAUGGGUAUUUUGAGGAAAUGAACAAGAUUGUUGAAAGUAUCAAAUUUUGCCAAAUGAAACAGAUAUUUGCCCCUUACUCACCCCAUGUCUUUCUGGAUAGCUUUCCUGGUGUUUCUUCUGGUGAUUGCAAGGACAAGGAUGAUGCAACAAAGAAACGUUGUGCAGGAAAUCCUGAUCAAUAUGGAAACCACCGAUCACCAAAGAUAGUGUCAUUGAAGCAUCAUUGGUGGUGGAUGAUGAACACUGUAUGGGAUGGUCUGAAGGAGACGAAGGGGCAGUCAGGUCAUAUUCUUUUCAUAGAGGAGGAUCACUACAUUUUUCCCAAUGCAUAUCGCAACUUGCAGAUGCUCACAGCAUUGAAGCCUCUUAAAUGUCCAGAUUGCUAUGCUGCAAAUUUAGCACCUUCUGAUGUGAAUUCAAGAGGAGAAAAUUUUAAAAGUUUAGUUGCUGAGAGAAUGGGGAAUAUCGGGUAUUCCUUUAAUCGAACUACUUGGAGAAAAAUUCAUAUGAAGGCAAGAGAGUUUUGUUUCUUUGAUGAUUACAAUUGGGAUAUAACAAUGUGGGCAACAGUUUAUCCCUCAUUUGGUGGUCCAGUUUAUACACUACGAGGGCCAAGGGCUAGUGCUGUUCAUUUUGGGAAGUGUGGUUUGCAUCAGGGUCAUGGGGACAAAAAGCCUUGCAUUGACAAGGGUUCAGUAAAUGUUAUUGUAGAAGAUAUUGACAAGGUCGCAAACAUCAAUUCAAAGUGGAAUGUGCAUGUUUAUGAGCAUCAGCCAGGGUAUAAAGCUGGGUUCAAGGGAUGGGGUGGCUGGGGGGAUGAUAGAGAUCACCGGUUGUGCUUGAAAUUCGCUGACAUGUAUCUCUCUGCGAGCGCUGUUUCUACCAUCUGAAGAUUGCAUUUUUGGCAUUUAGGGUGUCACACCAUUGCCACCAUUGAGGUCUUUCUUCUUCUUCUUCUUCUUUUUUUUGAGCUAUUCAAAUGAAGGAUGAGUAGAGUUUUUUAUGUUUGUAGUAGCUUAUGAAUUUUCACGCUGUUUGCCAGCUUUAAUGAAACCAGGUUUUAGUAUUUAUUCUCUUUAA